GCAGCAGCAGCAGCAGCAGCAGCAUCGGGAACAAAACUCCUCUAAUUCUUCCGUCCAAAAAUCGACUGUUCAUCCCGGAAGUCCUGAUUCAAUUUCAUCUUCAUCUUCUCCGCAAACUCCUCCGCCGACAACAGCGGUGGCCGCUCACACGACGGAUCCAGCCGUUACGUUUACGCAGGUGUUGACAACCCAAGCCAUCGAUCACACCCCACCACCGUCUCAGGUCAUUUCUCCACUUGUACCCUCCUCCACAUUUUCCAAUGCUACCACGGCUCGUGUUAAGGAGACCAUUGCACGCGCCAAUUCCGUGCCAAUGGAGUUUUAUCACACCGAAUUUUUGGAAUAUUCGAAAGAGACUUAUGAGAAGAAAAUGGAUGCGAAACGCAAUAAACGUAAGCGAUCAUCGCAGCAACAGCAGUCCGGAAGUGAAACCAACGACGAAGGUGUUUCCAAAAAGAAGAAAACAUCUUCUGAUGAUAAGAGUGAUUCCGACGGCGAACUUGACGAUGAAGAAGACAAUGACAAUCGCGGACUCAGCAACGCCGAGAUUCGUCGUCAGAUUCACAUCCAGUCUGAACAGAAACGACGCGCCCAGAUUAAGGACGGAUUCGAUGAGUUGAGAAAGCACUUACCUGGAUGCAAUAACAAGAAAAUGAGCAAAGCAGCUCUACUUACACGAACUGUGCAGCAAAUUCAGCAUUUGAAGUCGAUGCAGACAGAGUUGCUGUCCGAAGUGGAACGUUUAGUGCAAGAAAACGAGACCUUGAAAAAAUUCCAACAUGGAGUUUUGCAGAGGCAAGCAAUGGAAAAGAUGUAUACCUUUUAGAUCACCCCAAACCCCAAUAUCGUGUUGCUAAUUUAGCCCAGCAACUCGAAGGAUAUCCAAGUCUCUUUCUUAUUAUCUUACGUACUUUUUCUUUUACUUAUUUUCGUUUUUUACUAAGCACCACCCCUUUAAUCAUGUUCUUUGUUCUGUACCUAGACUCAUCACAUUACUCCCUUCGCACAUAGUUCUCUGUCCCUUCUUUGCUGUGGACUCAGCAUCGGUUUCCAUGCUUUCGCCCCACUAUUUGUCUGUGUACACAGUUUCACUAUUGUUACGUUUUUUUUUUUUUUCAAUGUUCUUUUUCUCCCUUAUUUUCUUUUCUUAUUGUUCUAGCAAGAUCACACCACGUUUUUUCUUUAGUUUUUAUAUGUGUGCAUUUUUUGUCUUUGAUUUUUCAUUCGUCUUGCUGUUCUUGUAUCUUCUUCUCUUUUAAGAAAAUGAAUUUUUUACAACUCAAA
Messenger RNA from Radiomyces spectabilis, 1284 nucleotides. RefSeq names its product Myc-type, basic helix-loop-helix domain-containing protein. The record is from RefSeq and is a predicted model, not a curated record. The transcript is spliced from 4 exons. Gene Ontology annotation, biological process: regulation of transcription by RNA polymerase II. NCBI's taxonomy places the organism in Eukaryota, Fungi, Mucoromycota, Mucoromycetes, Mucorales, Radiomycetaceae. Gene Ontology annotation, molecular function: RNA polymerase II cis-regulatory region sequence-specific DNA binding; DNA-binding transcription factor activity, RNA polymerase II-specific; protein dimerization activity. Gene Ontology annotation, cellular component: nucleus. The coding region runs from base 314 to 826 and encodes 170 amino acids.